Messenger RNA from Annulohypoxylon truncatum, 5370 nucleotides. Its product is annotated as mediator complex subunit 13 C-terminal-domain-containing protein. Gene Ontology annotation, molecular function: transcription coregulator activity. NCBI's taxonomy places the organism in Eukaryota, Fungi, Ascomycota, Sordariomycetes, Xylariales, Hypoxylaceae. Gene Ontology annotation, cellular component: mediator complex. Gene Ontology annotation, biological process: regulation of transcription by RNA polymerase II. The record is from RefSeq and is a predicted model, not a curated record. The transcript has 2 exons. Bases 488 to 5005 code for a protein of 1505 amino acids.
AAUACUCGUGACAAAUUCGUGGAAUUGGCCGGAGAACCUCAAAGUUUCUACAGUUCUUCGUCUUCAGCUCUCAGCCCUUCCUUUCAACUAUUAAGGCCACCUUAGGCAUAGCAGCCCACCCGGCCAUGAUCGUACAUGUCCGUCCACUGACGUGACCAAAGCAAAGACCUAUUAAUAACUAAUCUGUCAAAAACACAAUUCUUCAACUAAUGACUAGGUAAUUUACAGCUGCGAGAAUCUCAUGGCUCGAUAAUCGCCUGCACGUCCGCUUACUGCUUGCUUCGCGAAUCGUGAUUCGAGCUUCGCAUUGCCUCCUCUCGGGACAGGCAUAGCGGAGAUGGAGUUCGGCAUGUGCUGGAGACCUCAAAAAUCGAAAUCAACCCAUCAAAUUCGCACUCUUCAUAUCCUAUCCUUACGUUAGCCAACACUUGGUUAAGAGCAUCCUGUGCCAUCCCGCCUCUUACAUGAAAACGACCGUCGCAUCGGAAUGAUUGAUAUGAUUUACGAUAUGGACACUGGUGAAUACGAGACUAAUGCAUUGGUAAUUAAUAAUAUAUCAUCUGUCAACUUUGCUUUUUACGACCCCGUCUCUCCGACCCUCGCGUCUUUCGGUUCUCAUGCGCUCGAACUCGAAAAUGGGCUUCGUAGAGAUGGAUUCUUGGCUUAUUUCGAUACCGUUCGACGGGGGGUGUGGUGUUUUCGCCUGUCACAAAAGGACAGACAAUCAGCCGCGCCAGCUUUUCCAAAAUCCGUUGGAAGUGCUGGAUUUACCUUUUCUUUAACUGAAGAGGGUGCUCUGGAAUCUGCUGCAUUAGUCAAGAAUCGCCAAUAUGGCCCGAAUGCAGGAAACACCCCAGCAAGCUCGUCGUCGUCUAGUGGUUCAGCUGGUCUCGAUUCAGCUUAUCGAACUACACAAUCUGCUACUCUCCCCUCGGCCCAGCCAUUCCCUACCCUGGGCGAACAAGAAUCUAAGACAGUCUCGUCUGUUGAUUCGAAAAUCACUUCCUCGACCCCAACAAAGGAUAUCUAUGAACACUUCAUCCUUGCUGCCCUGUCGGCAAUCUCUUCUAGUUUUUGCGCUACUACCGGCGCCAUCCCGUUGAGCUCCCGGACCCUUCUCCUCCCUAGAUCUUCCCAUAGUGAUUGUAUCGAUACCCCAGCUAUUCUAGCGUCCCUGCGCAUAUAUCUCACAACUACAGGUAGCCUUGUUAUAUCUUUUGCCCUCUCCCCGGCUGAAGGUAUAGUCAACUUGUCUGAAAAUUUGGGACACACUUUGCCGUCGCUUGGCGUAACUGUUUUAGCAGCACCGUUGGGCAUGUUUGCCACUUGCCAUCCUAUUGCGAAUUCCGAUUCUACCGCUACCGAUAGCGGGUUUGCUCAGUCGCCCGACACGCAGGUUAUGAGACUGCGAUCCGAGAGAGACGACGGCCCCUGGCGGAAUGUCUGCGCCAAAUUCCUUCAAGCGCGCAAUAUACCCUCUUCAUUCUGCGAAUCUCAAAACUGGAUCGGCCUACAACGAAUGCGACGAAAGCCAACGGAACAGAACAUAGACGGAAAGCGGACUCCUCUAAUAGGGGCUCCCAGCAUAUCGUGGCCUGUCAAUCUCUGCUUCUGUAAGAUAUUUUCACGACUCUCAAUUGGAGGCGAAACAGAAGAUCAGUCUGCGUCCCAGCCUGACCGGAGUUUUGAUCCUCUCAAGGCCGCCAGGCAAUGGGUUCUAGGUGCUGGAGAGCGAGACGAGGCCUUAGCAAAAAAUAAAAAGGAUAGGGAUGCUGCAACGGCCCGAGAGGUUUCGCUAGCUGAUGGCCAGGCCCAGCAUGCGAGUGGAUUGUCGCCUUUAACCUUACAGCGACCCAACAACGCCAAUGCGUUGCCAGGAGGUUUAUAUCCGACCCCACCAGGUGCUCAGAAUAUUAUAGGCGCGACUCCAUCCAUGGAUGGCACUGGUUCUAGUCCCGGGAAUAAUGCGACUGCCACAACAAUGGUAGAUGUUGACGCGACUCGCAAUAUGUCGUAUGGCGAUAACUGGGAGAACACGGAAGUCAAACGUGAGCGCCUGGGUGCCUCGUUUGAGUCUGAGAAUCUCUUCGGCGAACUGGGACCUGACAUGUUUGGAGAUGCGGAUAUUACUGAAGCCGAUUUUAAUUUCUUCGACGAGCAACCGGGCGACAUGAGUCUAGGUUCACUUGACCUUCCUGUACUCUCAACUAGUGACCCAAAUCUUGAUCUCGCGGUCAGCCUGCCAUCAACGCAGGAGUCACAGUUCAAAUCAGGCCCUCCAGAUAUUCAUUUACCCGACGCAACUCCUUCGCCAACAUUUACAAAACCCGAGCUUAGACAUGCUCGAAGCUCGCUGGAGGAUGCCCGACGCUUAGCUGGACUAGAAUCCAACAAAUUCCCGCCUACGAGCAUGAAACGACCUGCAAGCCCAUUUAACCCCGAUACUGUAUAUAAGAGAAUCAGAGCGUCUUUGGAUAACCAUAAGGCCGUUCAGAAGAACUCCCGUAUAAGCGCAUCUCCACACGGCAGCAUCUUUGACAAGGUGAAUUUUGGGCCUUGCUUGUCAAUAGUGAACAGCAAAUAUGAAGGCAGCGGGCGCUUCGAUUACUCUCUUGAACGAUCUGGAGAUUCUAAAUCGACCAACCUAAACGAGCCGCCAACGACGGACUAUUUACGACGGCAUGUAAAAGGCCGUAAGGGCUUGAAAGAGAUGCCUGCAAAGGUUGGGCAGGUUUUGAUCCGUGCUUCUGGAGUCCAGGCUCCUGCGUCGAACGGAGCGAGUCCUUCAAAUAUCCCCUCGAAUACCGAAGAGGCUCAUUCAGAUGCUGACGAGGUCAGCCUCGUAUCGGAUCAAGAUGACUCAAGCUACGACGGUGAUGAACCUUCAUCUCCUAUAAAAUCCGUAAGCAUGAGACGACGGUUGGUCGAUGACGAUGGGGAGUCGCUUGCCACAUCAUUCAGAGAUCUUGAGUCUGUGGAUGUGAGCUCGCCGCAUGAAUUUCCCCAAACUUGCAAAUCUGAGGCAGAUCUUCCGCUUACGAAAUAUUUUGCCGACCCCGAACCACCCCUACUUCAAUAUUCAUUACCAGAUGACCAACUCAUAAUUGCUGCGCAAAUUCUCACGGACCAGUUUGCUACUUGUACUCUCCUAGCCAAUGUAUCGUCGUCACAAUUAGGAUCAAGGGUUGACCGACGUCGUCAACUCACCAGUUUAACACGCAGAUCGAUACAAGACAUUAAGUCGAGCCUUCCCCCUUGUCUAACAAUUGCCACCGAAUACCAAUUUCGCCCGUUCAUCGAACUCCAAGACGUGCCGCUCCUUGGCCAGCCUACGAGGAUGCAACCUAGGCCACCAAACGCCGAUCAAAUGAGGCCGAGCAACUUAUUCCAGAUCCCGUCUCCACAUUUUGAGCUGCGGCGGUAUGAAUCCAAGUUGUCUGUCUUGCCAUCUGCAGUUGCUUUCUGGGAGAGUCUUGGGCUUAGCCCGUCUCCCGGGAAUAAAGAUAUCAACGCCAUCUGCAUUUUCCCUGAUUAUGAAGGUCUCUCAGAUGACAUGCUAGUAUUCGCCGAUAGAAUGCGCAGUAUAUACGAAUCAUUGAAGCUAGGCUCGUUCAAUCGUCUACCAGCGACCUCUAGUGUAGAGAACGGCCUAUUCCCUUUCGCUAUUGAGAAAGACCCCAUACCAUUCAACAAAUCCUCACCCUUUCUAAGACCCUCAUUAGCGAAUUGUGCCUCCAAAGUCUGUCAAACGUUAGUGUCAAUGAAUGUGGAAGAGAUCAAUUUUGUUGUCUUCUUCGUUUAUUCGCCCGACGUUACGGGUUCGAUAGUCGAAAGCUGCGCUGUCUUCAACCAGAUCUUUGAGGGCUAUAGGAGACUACUAUCUACCAAAAAGUUACCGAUUGUCAAUGACUUAGCUCUGCAACUAGUGCCUCAGGAUUUUGUGGCGUCCUCAAAUUCGGUGGCCAUGCCAUCUCCUUUCGAAUUUUCCAAGCUAGCCAUGGAGACGUACGAUAGGUGCAUUCAAUUUGGCGGCACAACUCCAUCCCCAGCCCUAGUGCUUGAGCAACCGCCGCCACGAAUGAUUGACUUCAAGUUAACAACAAACCCGUCCGCAUCUCUCUUACACGAAAAUGCAUGCCUUCACAUCGCUUAUGCGCAGAGUAUUGACGGGAGAUGGAUCACUGCCGCUUGGACGGAUAAUAGGGGCAGCCAACAAAUGACAGCAUCGUACUGUCUUGGAAGGAAGGGCAAGAAUCUGUCUAGACCAAUUGCAGAUGUAACGGCAGGGAUUUGGGCGGCGACUCUUGAUUUUAUUUCCGCUUGGAAAGUACACUGGCGAGUUAUUAUCGCCAAAUGUGGUGCGAUGGAGCAGUCUGAGAUAGAGCUCUGGUCUAACCUCGCUCAGGCAGAGUUGAAAGCAUCGAUUAGCCUAACGCUCGUUUCAGUGGAUACAGAUCCAUCCAUGCAACUGCUUCCUCCUGUUGUCAAGGUGUCUAGUAGCGCUCUAUCAGUAUUUUACUCAACACCAGUUUCCACACCACAAGGGUCUAUGGUCUCGCCUGAGCAGAGCGGCAACCCGCCCACCCCUAUCCGGGAAAACAUGGGGACAAGUGCACCUACUCCGGGGGCUGACAACAACCCGGAGUCCGACGGUGACGCUACCUUAACGGAAAUCACGGACCAAACGUGGGGUGCUGUUUUAUCACAUAGGCUGAACAACUCAAGUUCCCUGAUGGAGCUCAAUCCGGCCCUUGUCAGUGGGUACCUUGUAAAACGGGGUGGAUCGCGGGUCGAAGACCCUCCGGUCGUUAUGGAAGUCAGCAUCGUCCAUAACGAAGGCAACCCAAGAGCUUACGAGUCGCUAUUGAGGGAGAUGCUUACAUAUUACCGGGGCCUAGGAACAUUAGCCAGGGCUCGUGGGAUGAUUGAUAAAGAGAGCGAUAUUCGACCGUGGCAUAUCGCCGCUGCGGAGAAAGCUGUUAAAGCGCUGUAUAUGUUAAUGUGAUAUGCUAGGGUUGCUUUUUUCCGAGGCACAGAGGGCAUUGCAUGGGGACCUUGCUGUCUUAGAAGGAUAGGAGGUAGCAACUCGUUUUUAGCGAUAUAAUAAGAUACCAAUACUUAUUCCUAAAAAUUAUGCGGAGUUUCCUUUGUUUCAUUCGUUAAGUUGUACUAAUAUAAUGUCAGCGUCUUAUUCAGGGUUACUUUGAGGGUGACGUGUUAAAAGAAGCAUAGUAAUAUCCAUUAGAUAUCCUAUCUUGAAAACGAAUUUUGCAAUCUCGCUUUGAAGAUGUAACACCACGACCUGGUCUCGGUAGUAGUUAUUAUCGGUCGAAAAAAUAACCACCUUGGCCAAUUUCAGUCCAAUAUGCA